AUGUUCGCCCAAGGGUUGCUGCGGGAGGGAAGGUUCGUCAUCGGCAAGAUUUCGACGGCCUUCAACAGCAGUGACCUGGGCACCAAGUACCUGGAGAAGACGGACUUCCAGGGCGCGAUGAUGUUCAUGAAGUUCGAGGUGGACACGGAGGAGGCGCUGGAGGUUUGGAAGAUAUGCGAGGGAGCUGAAGGAGAGAAUCGGUUCGGAGUUGCGACGGUUGAGUCAACGAUGCUUGAGAAGGCCGAUUCGGGUUUCGUGGAGGCAGUCUACUACCAGCUCAUCGCGACGUUCUGCUUCGCGAUGUUCGCCGUGGUCUUCGCCACGAGCUUUUACCUCGGAUAUGAGAUGGGGCAGUACCAGUCGAGGCCCGACGAGAAGAAGGAGACCAAGCAGCUUCCUGCCACGGUGCGUGGGAAGGACUCGGUAGUCAGGCAGAGGCUGACGGUGGCGCGGCCUGCGCCCAUGGAGAACUGUUCGGUAUGCACGAUGAUCUACGCGGACGAUUUCACGAUCAACGCGAUUCGAGAGAGGUGCUCUAAGCACCGUCUUGACACGAGCGGGUCGAAGAGUGAUAUGAUUCGGUGCCUCAGGACGGCGGAGCUGCCGGCCGAGGAGGCGCGCCAGGCCCCGCGGCAGGCAGAGCAGCUGGCCGAGGAGGCGGCGGAGGUCGCGGCGCAGGCGGGGGGGCCCGCCGAGGCGCCAGCCGAGGCGCCAGACGCUGCCAGAGAGGGCGAAGCCUCUGCCAGGGCGAGCUGCGCGGAGGCGCUGGAGGCCCUGGAGGGCGGCGGAGCUUCGGAGGCUCGGGCGGACUGCCUCCGUGCCCUGUCCGCCGUGCCGCGGUCCCCCGCCGAGGAGGUCCCUGGUCAGCCAGAGGCGCUGGCGCAGGACGCCGCAGAGGGCGAAGCCUCUGCCAGGGCGAGCUGCGCGGAGGCGCUGGAGGCCCUGGAGGGCGGCGGAGCUUCGGAGGCUCGGGCGGACUGCCUCCGUGCCCUGUCCGCCAUGCCGCUCCACGGUUUGGAGCAGCCCGCCGACGAAGCCUCGGCCAGGGCGAGCUGCGCGGAGGCGCUGGAGGCCCUGGAGGGCGGCGGAGCUUCGGAGGCUCAGGCGGACUGCCUCCGUGCCCUUGCCGCCGUGCCAGAGCCACUGGUCGACGAGGCGACGCAGGCCGUCACUGCCGGCGACGGCAGGGCGGAAUGCUUGCAGGCACUUGGAGCAGCACUGUCGUCCACCGAGAGCGAGGAGCCCGAGGCCAAGGCGCUCUGCUUGGCGGCGCUCCUGGCCGCGUCGCCGCCACUUGUGGAGGCGAAGCCGGAGGAGCUGUCCGAGGAGCCCGCGGCGAUGAAGGAGGUGAACCGCGAGGCGGAGGCGGCGGACCAGCAGCCACUGUCGCUGCCCGCCGCGAGCGAGAUCAACGACCACCAGGACGAGGUCCGGAGCACCCACACCGCGGACAGCCUGGACGACCAGGCCGUCGAGCGGCUGACCGCAGACUUCCUGCCCGCGGCGGCGGUGAGACCCGGAUCGUCGUCGGCCGCCACCUCGAAGGAGGCGGACACCAGCGGCAUCCACAGCGUGCUGACCGCGGCCGAGAUGGAGGAGAGGAUCGUGGCAGUCGUGGGCGGCCUGAGCGAGCUCGACCUGGAGGAGCCGUCGGCACAGGCGGAAAAGAAAUCCAAGGGCGACGAGGCCGCCAAGAGGAGAAUUGACAAAGACACAGGCGACAAGAAGAAGGGCUCGAAGGACGCGGGCCUCUCGCGGGAAGAUCUCGAGGGCGGCGCCGAAGCCGGGAGACGUCGUCGAGGAGUUGAGCGCCGAUGA
Prorocentrum cordatum is the source of this 1818-nucleotide messenger RNA. The record is from the annotation of a GenBank genome assembly. Lineage: Eukaryota; Dinophyceae; Prorocentrales; Prorocentraceae.